UCAUCAGUGAACAGCUGUUUGUGAAACAGCUCGACGAUCCUUCAUUAUCUCCUCUGUUAAGGCAUAUGUUGGCGCAUACGUUGGUGCCGUGGAUGUGCGUGGGCCGGACAAGGAUAUCCUGCAAUGGUUGACGAGUCGAAAUGCACGGGCCGGGUGACGUCCACGACCCACAUCGAGAGCAUGCAUUGGCAGCACCUGUUGCACUGCCGCUGCAAUAUGGCGGCCUCCGUCUGUUCAUGCAAAGCAAUACAUGGAAAUGGUACACGCCAGAUUUCAUCUUGGACCUGGUGCACGAGCUUUUUGCGCCAGGCUGCAUCGACCUGGAUCCGUGUUCUUGUGCCGCUGCAAACACGCAGGACACAGCCUUCAAGGCCUAUUUUUUGCGAGAUUUGUUCUGGGAGUAUCAGGCGGGGAAUGUGAGGCAGGCCGUGGUGCUAUUGAAGGCAGGUAUAGGCUACAGCUGGUUCAACGAUAUGCUGAACUGGCCAGUGUGCUUUCUCCAGGAGCGCCUUUCGUUUGUCCGGCAGUACCUGCCCCCAAUCCCCCAUCUCUGCAACCCUCUGCGUGAGGCCUGUGGUUGA
This is a messenger RNA of Volvox carteri f. nagariensis, 581 nucleotides long. RefSeq lists its product as uncharacterized. The transcript has 4 exons. The record is from RefSeq and is a predicted model, not a curated record. The coding region runs from base 141 to 581 and encodes 146 amino acids. NCBI's taxonomy places the organism in Eukaryota, Viridiplantae, Chlorophyta, Chlorophyceae, Chlamydomonadales, Volvocaceae.